GCGGAGUGCGGCUCUGCUGUGUCUCUUUAAGUACAGCAGGCAGUGCUGUUGGUCCGUGUGGGAGCGCAGGGCGCACGGUGCGGCGCUGCCUCUCCGCAGCGUCAGACAGGCUUCCUCAACGCCGGACAGGCGACAGAACAGACAGGUCGACCCACCGCCUGCAUCACAUCGCUUUGACCUGAGCAGACGACAGGAGCGAGUCCAACUAAAGAGGGGGGUGGGUGGGGGGAGCUGCCAGAUAUAAACUGGUGAGCCCACUGGGCCAUUAACAUUACUCCCUCCUUCUCCGACUGUGAGCUAGAAGCGAGUAUAGGUUCAUCUGCGGUACAGUAGCCUACAGUAUUAUUGAACGGCAGUGACUGUACGAGCUAAUGGGAUUGAUGAACUGGCGUUAGUUGUGUGCGGACGCAAUGAGGAGAGCUUUUUCGGGGGGGCACGCUGCUGGUCAUGUUUGGCUGAACGAUCGUGGAGGUGAAACAUCAUGCCUGCGCCUGAGAGAUGACCAUCCUGAGCUGAGUUGCGUCCUGCGAACUGCAACAUCAAACCAUCUGCUUCAGCCUCAUGUCGUCUAGUGUGUGAGAUGGUGAGUCACGCCCUCUCUCUCUCAGAUCGUCUCAGUGAAUAGCCGGCCACACAAAGGUGAAAGGAUCGCAGCUGAGCUGGUAAAUAAAACCCUCUUCCUUCUGCACAGUGUGGGAGAAAGUGCCACAGCGGUGCUGGUGUGGCAUCUCUGUAGGCUGAUAACUGGAGUGAAAGCACUGUUGAGUGAUCAUCUUUCACUCUGAGUCACUCACCUUUCAUGCCGCGGCCCUGCAGCCGGCUCUCAGAGCUGGACCGUCAGCGGGAACGGAGGACUCUCACGUGGAUACGAUCGGCAGAGCUGCAUUGUGCACAAGUGUAACGCAUCUGUCAUGAGACUGAAGAGGCAUACAUGAGAGAGAAGUCAUGUUAUUGUUGUUGGAUGACCUUCAUACAAGAUUGAGACGCUUCAAUUGACUUUUUCUUCACUUUAGUUAGUGCCCAGUGGGGCUGUUUAGUGGGAGUAGGGAGAGCUGGUGUUGAUUCUUCUGCUUUAUGAGUUUUCAUCACCGGGAGAGUGUGUCUAAGUGGCAGGGGGAGCCAGCAUGGCCAAGGCUCUGCUGAAGAUACAGCGCUAUUUCCGCAGGAAACCUGUCAGAUUCUUUUCCCUCAUCCUCCUCUACCUGACCGCUGGGAGCCUCGUCUUCCUGCACUCUGGCUUUGUCGGGGACAGCGGCCCCGGAGGCCGAGGGGGCCGGGACUCGUUGGCAGUUGCAGAGAUGGGCAGCCGGACCUCAUCGUCAGGCACUCGGGGGCUUGGCAUCAUGAGUAGAGUGUUUAAGGAGACACGCAGGUCUGGCCGGAGGUAUGGCCCUCCGUGGAUGAAAAAGACUGGACAGCAGGGCCAGGAGACGGAGGGCAGGGGGGGAGACUACACCAGCAACUGGAACCGUGCACUUAAAGGACGCAAUGCCAAAGACAUGGAUGAUGGAAGAGCAAAGUACAUUGGCUGCUACAUUGAUGACACACAGAAAAGAGCGUUGAGAGGAGUUUCCUUUUUUGACUACAAAAAAAUGACGGUAUUCCGUUGCCAGGACAACUGUGCAGAAAGAGGUUACAUGUACGCAGGCCUGGAGUUUGGAGCUGAGUGCUACUGUGGCCACAAGAUCCAGGCGCCCAAUGCUUCAGAGAGCGAAUGUAACAUGGAUUGUAAAGGAGAGAAGAGCAACCUCUGCGGAGGAGCCAACAGACUGUCCAUCUAUAGGCUGGAACUGAGCCAGGAGUCAGCGCGGCGCUAUGGCAGCGCCAUUUUCAAGGGGUGUUUUCACAGGCCAGACAAUGUCACAUUGGCACUUCCUUUCAGCUCAGUCAUCCAAAACAUGUCUGUGGACAAGUGUGUAGACAUGUGCACUGAGAAGGAGAAAUCGCUGGCCGUGCUGGCUGGAGACCGAUGUUACUGCGGCUUCCCGACACCUCUUUUCUCCCUUCAUGAGCUGGAGGACGAGGACAUGUGUCUCCAUCGCUGCCACACGGAAGAGUUUGAGAGCUGCGGGAACGACGACUACUUCGUGGUGUACCAAACGCAGGUUCAAGAUAACCGCUGCAUGGACCGACACUUCCUGCCCACCCGUGCUAAGCAGCUGGUGGCCCUCGCCAGUUUCCCUGGAGCCGGCAACACCUGGGCUCGCCACCUCAUAGAGCUCGCCACCGGCUUCUACACCGGCAGCUACUACUUUGAUGGCUCCCUUUACAAUAAAGGAUUUAAAGGGGAGCGUGACCAUUGGCGGAGUGGGAGAACGAUCUGCAUUAAGACACAUGAGAGCGGCAGGAAGGAGAUCGAAGCCUUUGACUCCAGCAUCAUCAUGAUUCGAAACCCCUACAAAGCCCUAAUGGCAGAAUUUAACAGGAAAUAUGGCGGUCACAUUGGGUUUGCCUCCCAGGCCCACUGGAGAGGGAAAGAGUGGCCCGAGUUUGUGAAGAACUAUGCCCCUUGGUGGGCGUCCCACACGUUGGACUGGUUGAAUUAUGGGAAGAACGUCCAUGUGGUCCACUUUGAGGAACUGAAGAGGGACCUGUUCUCCAAGCUCAAAGGGAUGGUCCAAUUUCUGGGUUUGAAGGUUUCUGAGGACCGCCUGCUCUGCGUUGAAGGCCAGAAAGAUGGAAACUUCAAGCGAUCUGGGCUGCGAAAACUUGAAUAUGACCCAUAUACGAGCGAAAUGCGAGCAAACAUCAAUGAACUGAUCAGAACAGUAGAUGCUGCCUUGAAGAAAAGAAACAUGUCUGGAGUUCCAGAGGAAUAUAUGCCAAGAUGAUACAUGUUCCCUUUUUUCCCUCACUUAUUUGGACUGUUCUUUCAUCAGGUUCUGCACCAUGUUUUGUAGGAUUACAUGACUUAAAUAGUUUUUACAGCUAUUUUUCAGAAAAGUCAUAUAGGUCGAAGCUGUAGUGAAAAGAAAUCAGUGUCUUUACCCUCCUAUUUUCAUUUUUUAUUCAUCUUAAUUUUCUGUGCUAAACAGCAGCUUAAUGCAUGGAUAGAAGGGACAGUUUUGAAUGGGUAGGUUUGUUUUUCUCUUCAGCUGAAUGAAAAGAAUAAAAAGCACUUCUUAUCCUGCUCUAUGCACAUGCACUCUGUAGGCAUGUGCACAUGCCUUAACAAGAAGGUCAAUAGCUGUGACUACAGAGAUCUGACUGUGCUGGGUGAUUUGUUGCCAGCGAAAAAACAUUUGACAUUUGAAAAGAUAUAAUACAAUACACAGAAAUAUACAGUGCUGCACAGUGUGUUGUAUGAGCUUAUAUUGCGCAAAAGAGAAAUAACUAUUAUGAGAAGACAAAACAUUGAAUUUUCCGCUGCUAUCACAGUUACAGAAUAAUACUAUUUUAUACAUGAACUUCACUGAAAACCUAAAAACUUUUAACCCUUUGUUAGAGGGGAAAAUGCAAUAUGCAGGCUUUAACUACCUGAUGAUGAUACUGUGUGUUUCCAAGUUUUUGUAAGUUAUUCAACUUACUGUAUGUACGAGAAAUGAUGUUUUUAAUGAUGAAGAGGUAAAGAACUCAAUUCUCAGCUCCUCAUAUUCAAGAAGACAAAUAAUCCCUCUUGAAGGCACUGACUCAAGGAGAGAAGAGGAUUUAUCUCGACAGCAUUUAUUUAUCUCUGGUGUGCAGUGCACAUGUUGACUAAUUUGGUUGUGACUAUGUUUUCUUAACACUGGACUACAUGCAGAAAUCCAAAAAGCACUAUGCUGUGCACAACACUUGCCCCAAAGAUCACUGAGGAAUUAGGCAUUACGCUCAUGUUAUAGACUGGAGGUUACCUUUAGAAGUAGUGAUCGUUAUAGAUUUAUUUUUAGUUAAUCAUACUGAAUGUGAAAACUGUUUUUUUUUUUUUAUUAUUGCUUUGUUGUAAAGACACCUAUGAACAGUUAAAGCUGGUGAUAAUUUUACUCUUCAUAAUAAAAAAAAACCCUCUCAAAGGUGUGAAAAAUGCUCAGAUUUUAUAAGCAGCACGUCUUAUAACAGUACUCGAUGUGCUAUGCCAUAUGCAUAAAAAUAAACAAAUAAAUGAAUAUAUACAUAUAUAAAAACACUGGUGACAGAGAGACAGAAAACAUUAACUGACUUCCAUUUUCGAUUUAAUAUAAAUAUAUUUUUAUAGUGUGUGCUGACACAUCAAAAAUAUUUGUAUUGCAACAAGCAAAUGGGAGAAGUUGUUUCUAUUUUUAACACAUGCUUUAAACUUUAUUGGCUCUCGCUUUCAUUGACAAGCAGGCACUUUCUGAACGUAGGUGUUAUAUUUGAAUGUAUUUUCUAUGGAAUGAAUGUAAUGUGAUAAGGCCCAAUAAAUGAGUACAUUCAAUAAGUUGCUAUGGCCUACUCUUUUUCCAAAAUGAAAUGACUAGUUAAAAGGUGAUGUGUUUUGAAGAUCAAAGAAAAUCUGGAUUUCCCCAGGCUCCUCUGCUAAACACAUUAAGCCAUAGAAUGAAUAAAAGCACUAUUUAGUAUUCAGAUUCUCUAAUUAACAUACUGUAUAAUACAUCUGAACAUAUGUAAAUACACUAAAUGAAUUGAUUGUUUUAUGGUCCAGUGUGCAUGGCUCAGAUUUCCUGCAAAACAUUGGGAAGGUUGUUCAGCAGCCAAGAAAUAAACACAACCAGAAGUCUACAGUGAUGCUAGCAGCUCUAUGAUGGUCAGCGCUUAAUGCUAACCUCUGCAUGCUAAUAUUUUCACAGUGACAAUGCUAACAUUAUGAUGUUUAGCAGGUAUAAUGUUUACCAUGUUCACCAUCUUAGUUUAGCAUGUUAGCAUGCUGGCAUUUGCUAAUUAGCACUAGACACACAAAGUACGAGGCCAGCAGAGGGGCUGUGAACCAAAGUAUUGGACAAAUUAAUAUUUAAACCUGAUCAAGGCACUUGAUGAAGUGCUAAAAGUUACAAGUGUGUUUCUGACCACCUGGUGAAUGUAAGUUCAGUGUUCACUCUCCAUUUAGCUCUGUUUUGGUCUCAACCAACAUGUGGCUCUUUAGCUGCAAAUGCUAAUCUCUCUACUUUCUUCACCAGCUCGUCUCUUUAACUGUGUGUCAGCCGUUUGGUGAUGCAGCUGCCCACUGCAGCUCAAAAUGAGGUUAAGAGUAAGAACAAUAACAACAAAGUUUUGUAGCCCACUGUAAAGCUGAAAUCAUUCUGAAGCGCUCUGUAGAGCUGAGGGGAACCACUGAGUCGAGUGAUACUUCUUGAGUAAUUCUUGAGUCAUUUUGAGAGUUGUUAAUUUUGAGGAAGCUCUUUCAGAUUAACACAUGGUCCAGUUGUUACAUUAAAAACACUGAUUAAUGCAGCUUAAAUGUAAACUACGUCCAAAGUUUCAAUGUGACUCACUGUUUGUGUUUUAUGUAACAUUUGGAGUCCCUCUGCCCUCCACUGUUUCAACAUCACAAAAAAAAAGAGGAAAAAAAAAAAUCACCUGACGCUUAUUUUUUUAUGAUUCCGCUUACGUUGUUGCUGGGCAGGAAGUAAGUGACUUUAGAGAGAUUCUUUUCAAGGGGAACUGUCCAGUUCAGAUACACAUUCAUUGUAUCUCUACACCUUCAGGGGAAGAAUAAUUUUGACGAUUUUGAUUUUGGAGAUGUGACACUAUUGUAUAUUAUAUACAGUAUAUCAUAUUUCUGUUUCAGCUUUUAUUGUUUCAGAAUGGUUUGUCAAAAUUUAGCCUGAAAACAUGUUGUGUAAAGAGAUUACUCUUUUCUACUGGCCGCUGGUGUGCAGUAAUAGGGGUGAUAUCAUUGUACUGUAUACAAUACAUGUACGCAUAUUACUGCAAUUGAGGCAUGAAUGAAAUGAAUAAAUUGAUGCUAACCAUUUUCUGACUGCAAUUAUAAAAUAUCCUAACUCUUCUGACUUCUCUCUUUUAACUAAUGUUAAAGCUCUCAUUGCCUUUACCACCUUUUCCCAAUCAUGACUAUGGAUAAAUUACAAAUAAAUACUUUUCUCAA
Messenger RNA from Seriola aureovittata, 6004 nucleotides. It is a transcript of the gene wscd2, whose product is annotated as WSC domain containing 2. The coding region runs from base 1125 to 2831 and encodes 568 amino acids. The transcript has 9 exons. NCBI's taxonomy places the organism in Eukaryota, Metazoa, Chordata, Actinopteri, Carangiformes, Carangidae. The record is from RefSeq and is a predicted model, not a curated record. Gene Ontology annotation, molecular function: sulfotransferase activity.